AUGUCUACAACACGCACUUACUACCCAUCCUACCCAUCCACAUCGUACCCCAUCAGCGUACCACAGAAGCCCGGUUACUACUACCCACCUCAACAGCACUAUGGUCGCAUCUCCGGAUCACCGCCAGAAGCUUCAGACAGCACAACAACAUCAGGUGUGCCGUCCUACGAAGUUUCCGCAACAUCAAGUCACUAUGCUGGUAGCCAUAGCGACUACGAUUCAAGCAGCGGCGCUGCCAGUGUAGACUUGCUGGACUACAUGGGCAACCGCCUGAACGGAUCUUUCGACCCUCUCCCGCUGGACCGCAGUCUGGCAAAGCAGGCGCAAACGUCGGGCGAGCUGAACGCCAAACACCGUGAACUCCUCGAAUUGCAAGCAUUGGCUCAGCGAAGACUAGCCGGCGCACAAGCAAGCUUCGCAUCUGGUAUGCGAGCAGCAAAGGAAGUGCAGAAAGACCUGCAAUGGACGCAGAAGCGCGUGGACUCUCUCAACGACCGCGCAGCACGCAAAUAUCCAGAACAGUACAGAACUGCUCAGCGACGAUACCCAGCACCCGUCGACUACUAG
Molecule: messenger RNA, 567 nt
Organism: Didymella exigua CBS 183.55
Lineage: Eukaryota; Fungi; Ascomycota; Dothideomycetes; Pleosporales; Didymellaceae
Exons: 3
Coding region: 1-567 (188 amino acids)
Biological process (GO): regulation of protein localization; endosome organization
Cellular component (GO): endosome; BLOC-1 complex
Source: RefSeq, a predicted model, not a curated record